Messenger RNA from Aegilops tauschii subsp. strangulata, 2051 nucleotides. RefSeq lists its product as uncharacterized. Lineage: Eukaryota; Viridiplantae; Streptophyta; Magnoliopsida; Poales; Poaceae. The record is from RefSeq and is a predicted model, not a curated record.
AUGGAAAAACUGAAGGAGAGCUUCAAGAGCGAGCGGGCAGGCUGGGAUGCAGAAAAAACAACUCUACUAAAGAGGGCUGAUGACGCUAAAGUAGCCCUUAAUCCGGUGGCAGAGGAGCUAAGUGGCUUGAAACAGCAAAUAAAUGCUAUGACUGCUGCCAUUUUUGGAUCUCGCAUUGCUCAUCUUGGCUCCGAUAUGCGAAAGAAACUGAAGGCUGCCCAUACCCUUAUAGAGAAAUUAUAUACCGGUGCACAACGGAUCAUCUGCACAGCUUCUAAUAACAAGCCGCCCCCAACUUUGAUCAAGGAAACAUUAGAGAGGCUGUCGAUGAUGCCUGCCCAGUUUGAAGAGCUAAAGAGAUCAGCUGCAAGGCUGGCGGAGGCCAAAGCCCAAAUUCCCCUCCUGACCACUCCGCCCGCUCUUCCUCUCCUUUUUCCCAAGUCCCCGGCGCCGCCGCCCAACGUCCCCACCAAGCACCACCCGUCCGCCACCGCCUCCCUCUCCCUCUUCCACCCGCGCGCGCGCCGCCUCCCCCAGCGCCCUGUCCCCCUCGCCGUCUCCUCCGGCAGACGGGGUCGGCCCCGCGGCGCCGACGCGGGGCGACGUGUACCUGGGACGGCAGCUCGCGGCCGCGGCCGCGGCGGCCCCCCGCACGCGCGCGCCGGAGGAGGACGUCGAGAGGCGCCGCCGCCGCAAGGAGAAGCGGAGGGCCCUGGCCAAGAAGAUGACCCCAACACACACACUCCCGCUCCCAUCCUCUUCUCCCGGGAUGCAAGCAGCUGCAAGGAAGGGCGCGGCGGCGGCGGCGGCAGCGUCGGCGUCCUUCCACUCCACCGCCGCGGCGCUCUCAAAAUCCACGAAGAAGAGGCACACCCAACUGAAGACCGUGCUAUGCGGGCGGUGCAAGCUGCUGUCGCACGGAAGGUGUUUGACAAAAUGACCAAGUAUGACUCAUCCUCGCAUUCUUACUCCGCCUUUGUUUCCUUCGGCUUCUUGAUUCUGAAAUUUUAAGAUAAAUUGCUGGCAGCGGUGUUUGCAAAUCACCACGGAGAAAGUAAAGAUCUCGAGAGGAUUCCGUUUGUUUGCUCUAUGUAUUGUCUUUCGAAGCGCAGGAAAAAACACAAAAAAAUUCUAGUUUAUUUUACUGCCUUUUGUAGUAAAAGAAAAUUAAAAUCACAAAAAAUGUUUGUUUCUCUGCCUUUUGUACUAAUGGAGAGGGAAAGUCACAAAAAAAUGUUUGUUUUUAGGGUCGAGCAGUCAGUUGGUUUGUUGCUCACUCAGAAAUGUUUUUGGUUUUGGGGGGUUCGAUGUGUACAUUGUGCAUCAGCAUACACUGCUAGCUGCCCGUGGAGAUCAGCACUAAAGAAUAAACAAAUCCUGGUAAUUCUUUCAUCUAGGAUGCUUAUGCCGUCUCGAAACUGUCAACCUGACUCAUAGAAUGAUCUUUUUAUUUAGGAUUCAUGGUUGUUUUUUCUUUUUCUUGUUAUUAUGCAUUACUAUGAGUUCAUUGUAUUAAGAUUCCUUACAACUUUAGGCACCUGAGCUAUUUACAGAAGGAGGGGACCCAGCCUUCUUCAUGGCUCGCGGCAAUGUCUCCCAUUGAUUCGUUCGUGCAACAAGGAGGGGACCCGCCCUUUUCACGUCUCGUGCAACAAGGGUGAUCGACGCGGACUACCGCUGCCUGGUGGGGGUCGUGCUCUUCAACCACUCGGAGGUGGACUUCGCCGUGAAGCCCGGCGACCGCGUCGCACAGAUGAUCGUCCAGGUGAUCGUGACGCCGGAGGACGCCGAGGUGGAGGACCUCGAUACCAUCGUUUGGGGGGAGGGAGGAUUGGGGUCCACCAGCAUCCGAACUCCGAGCCUUGGUAGAUACAUCUAGAGAAGUGGUAUGUUUAGGCUGCUGGUGGAACACUAGGAAAGGUACCCACCUUUGGUUGUGUGCAUUUACUCUUAAAUGGAAUCACGUGAUCUCUUGCAGUUGAGAUGUUCAAUGUUGCAUCCAUGAAUGGUGCAAGUGUUAAGAUGGUCCUGUGACCUUAAUUUAUUUUGCA